Molecule: messenger RNA, 426 nt
Organism: Bathycoccus prasinos
Lineage: Eukaryota; Viridiplantae; Chlorophyta; Mamiellophyceae; Mamiellales; Bathycoccaceae
Exons: 1
Coding region: 1-426 (141 amino acids)
Source: RefSeq, a predicted model, not a curated record
AUGGUGAGUGGGAACGAGCGAACGAUUGGUAUUGUUCUCGCGUCGUUGGCGAUCGUCAAGGUGCGCUUUGGCGGGAGAAAUAGAAGAGGUUCGAUGGGACGAUUGGAAGAGAGAGGGAUGUUGGACGAAAAUCGAGAGGUGGACGAGGAGAAGGUUUUUAAAGGAAUGAUGAAAACGGUCAGGACGGUGGACAUGCCGGAACUUACAGAGCAGCAAAUCAUGGCGGCGAGGGAACGACGAAGAGCCUCGAGAGCCGGCGACGCAAACUUAGCGAAGGAGUUGGAGACGGUGGAAAUUCCCGCGAACCAUCCGUUCGCGAGUAACGAGAAGCUCGACGCGACGCAAGAGGCUGAAAGGAAGAAGAAAAUAAUAGACGCAAACUCGCCGAGACGAAGGACGAGACCUGCGGCGCCGAAACAGAAGUAG